Messenger RNA from Colletotrichum navitas, 788 nucleotides. RefSeq lists its product as uncharacterized. The record is from RefSeq and is a predicted model, not a curated record. The transcript has 3 exons. Bases 253 to 654 code for a protein of 133 amino acids. NCBI's taxonomy places the organism in Eukaryota, Fungi, Ascomycota, Sordariomycetes, Glomerellales, Glomerellaceae.
UGGCUGCCAUCAGGAGCUUACGAAGGAUUGAAUCGAGCUUUGCCAACUAAACAGCUCACCAGGAUACACUCUCAUUCGAUUAUGAGUACUUGCUGGACUUCUUAAGAAGUUGUAUCACUGAUCAGUCUCGUUGCGCAACAUGAAAAAGAUAUUUACGCCCAUUCUGAGUCUAUGGGAAGGAUUAGUUGGGAUUUCUUGGUGGCCUAGUUGCGUCUUCGAGGGGUUCAAAAAACGGAAGUCGAAGUAAAGUCAAUGUACACACAACUACGCCACAAUGCCGAGUCUGUGUUCAUUUCCUACACAAGCAGUAGAUGGAGACUCGUCUGGGACCAGAUUCACCGCUUCAAACAGCAUUUACACCAGAACGGUCUUAUCCUCGGCUCUAGACAUGACAACGAUUUAUUCUACCACAUUCCAGCUCUGGAGGAUGGGUUGAAAACCUCCUGCCAUAUUCGCGAACUCCUCGAACAUUCAGGAUACCCGACACACCACCACCGGAUCUUUAUGGGAGAAUUCUUCCCCCGGCAUCUGCCAAGACUGCUCCAUAGAGAUGUCUGGGAAAGAAUCACAGAAUCACCACCAGACAGCUGGUUAAUUAAAACACCAUUUCAAUCUGAGCACCUGCGUCGCCGGAUUGUAGUACUCAUCGUAUAAUUUAUGCGGCAGAUUUUGGCGGAAAAGGGCAUUGGUUUCGGCUCACCCAUCCCCACGAAGCCACCAACCGGGUGCCGCGCGACCGUGUUCUCAUCGGCGGUCUAGUCCGGCUGAAAGAAAGCUUAUCCAGGCUU